ACCGAUAAUGAAACGUUACUGUUACUUUAUUCAGUAAUUUUCUGUCAGCUGGAAAUCGAUCAGGAGCCAAAUUCAGUUUUUCUCUUGAUUCUGAUUGUUAAAUUGAUUCACAGCGAGGAAUCAUUUGUGUUCUAGUGUUCACAUUGUGUUGAUGUGGUGUGUUUUCUGUGUGCUUUCUGUGUCAUUGGACCAGCAGGUGGCAGACUGACUCUAUAUUAAUACUAAAGGUGAAUUUGAUGGCUGAUAAACGACAGAGAGUUCAGGGCUCUUGGGCCAAAGCAACAUGUUCAUCAGCACAUGUCAAGAAAAAGUCUGGGUCAUGGAAGGCUGGACCAGUAACAUAUGAGUUCAAUCAACCAGCUGAGCCAAUCAGAGUGAUCCCUGUGGAGAAGGUGAUCGAAGAUGGUGGUGUUUAUGUGAUCAGCGAGGGUCCCACCGGAGAAUCCAGACUGCGGCUUUUUCCUGGGUUUUUGCCACUGGAGCAGGCUGACUGGAUGUUCUCUAAACUUCUGGCUGAGCUUCCAUGGUCACUGAAGACCAAUUAUGGCAUGAUGGGUGAAGCCUACGAAGAGCCGAGGCUGACCUGCUGGUUUGGUGAACUUCCUUACACAUAUUCUCGCUCCAUGAUGCAAGCCAACCCUCAGUGGCACCCCAUCCUCCUGAACCUGCGUCAGACUAUAGAGCAGGAGACCUCACAUACCUUUAACUCGGUGCUGUGUAACCUGUACCGUGAUGGGAAGGACAGUAUUGCUUGGCACAGUGAUGACGAGCUGUCAUUAGGCCCUCAGCCCAUCAUAGCCUCUCUCAGUCUCGGGGACAUGAGAGUCUUUAGCCUCCGGAAGAAGCUUCCUCCAGGAGAAAACAGAGACUACACAUAUGCAGAGAAGGUGAAGAUACCACUGAGCCAUGGAACACUCUUAAUAAUGGAGGGAUGUACUCAAGAUGAUUGGCAGCAUCAGGUGGCGAAAGAGUACCAUGACCGUGGCCCUAGGGUAAACUUGACCUUCCGUACAAUCUUCCCUGAACCAGUACACGCUUCCAAGAGAUGAGGGAUAAUAAUAAUGGAGAAGAGAGAGAAGAAGAAGAGCUUCAAGAUGUAGAAAAUAUCUGAGGUGGAAGGGAUGUGAAUAAUGUAUUACAUUAACAUACAAAAUGAUUUUUUUGUCUCAAAACAAAUGGAAGUGGAAUUCAAAGUUUCAUUCUCAUUAACAAGCUUUAUUUAAUAGCAGAUUUAAAUACACAUUUUUGUUAGUUUUACUCAAAUUGUUGAAAAUCUUCUGUGUUUGUUUUCUGUUGUGUUGUGUUGUGUUGAACGUUUACUUGAAUAAAAUGUGGUAUAUAACAUCA
Messenger RNA from Tachysurus vachellii, 1347 nucleotides. RefSeq names its product alkB homolog 3, alpha-ketoglutarate dependent dioxygenase (gene alkbh3). The transcript is spliced from 9 exons. Lineage: Eukaryota; Metazoa; Chordata; Actinopteri; Siluriformes; Bagridae. Gene Ontology annotation, molecular function: dioxygenase activity. Bases 237 to 1049 code for a protein of 270 amino acids. The record is from RefSeq and is a predicted model, not a curated record. Gene Ontology annotation, biological process: DNA alkylation repair; DNA repair. Gene Ontology annotation, cellular component: nucleus.